Molecule: messenger RNA, 931 nt
Organism: Rhinolophus ferrumequinum (greater horseshoe bat)
Lineage: Eukaryota; Metazoa; Chordata; Mammalia; Chiroptera; Rhinolophidae
Product: HLA class II histocompatibility antigen, DP beta 1 chain-like
Exons: 5
Coding region: 58-828 (256 amino acids)
Biological process (GO): immune response; peptide antigen assembly with MHC class II protein complex; antigen processing and presentation of exogenous peptide antigen via MHC class II
Cellular component (GO): membrane; MHC class II protein complex
Molecular function (GO): MHC class II protein complex binding
Source: RefSeq, a predicted model, not a curated record
GAGUGAGAGCUACUCUGACUGUAAUUCUCUCGGCCCCCGCCUUUCCCGGGCUCCAGGAUGGUGGUCCUGCCGGUCACUGGGGCGCUCUGGAUGGCAGCUCUGACGGUGUCCCUGGCAAUGCUGUGCUCCUCUGUGGCUCAGGGCACAGACACCCCAGAGUUUUACGUGUACCAGAGGAGGAGUGACUGCUUUGAGUUCAAUGGGACGCACCGCUUCUUGGAGCAAUACAUUUACAACAGAGAAGUGUGCAUCCAGUUUGACAGCGUCGUGGGGGUGUUUGUGGCUGUGACCGAGCUCGGGCGCAUAACCGCCAAGAACUGGAAUAUCCAGAGGGAGUUCCUGGAGCUGAGAAAGAGCGCGGUGGACACAGUGUGCAGACACAACUACGAGCUGGACGAGGGUUCCACGCUGAAGCGCAGAGUCCAGCCAAAAGUGAACGUCUUCCCCUCCAAGAAGGGAGCCCUGCAGCACCCAAACCUGCUUGUCUGCCACGUGACAGAUUUCUAUCCACGUGACAUUCAAGUCCGCUGGUUCCUGAAUGGACAGGAGGAAACAGCUGGGGUUGUGUUCACCAACUUGAUUCAUAAUGGAGACUGGACUUUCCAGAUCCUGGUGAUGCUGGAAAUGACCCCCCAGCGGGGAGACGUCUACACCUGUCAAGUGGAGCACCCCAGCUUGGACAGUCCUGUCACUGUAGAGUGGAAGGCACAGUCAGCUUCUGCCAGGAGCAAGAUGCUGACUGGACUUGGGGGCUUGGUGCUGGGGCUCACUGCCCUCCUUCUGAGCUUCAUUCUCCAUUUCAAAGGCCGACAAGGGCUCCUGAACUGAUCCCAAACAUCACAGGAAGCCUUGGAACAAGAAUUUCUGAUACUUUUGUUGCCCAGCAAGCUCCCACCUCCAAAAAGGCCAUUACGACUACACUGUACCCCUG